This is a messenger RNA of Aureobasidium musti, 1929 nucleotides long. NCBI's taxonomy places the organism in Eukaryota, Fungi, Ascomycota, Dothideomycetes, Dothideales, Saccotheciaceae. The record is from the annotation of a GenBank genome assembly.
AUGGAUGGCCCUGCCCGCCAUGACAGCAUCCCUCCGCCUGUCGACCACUCCGCCCCUACCCCUGAUGACCCGCCUAAUCCCGAUUCGAGUCAGCAUCAUACCCUGAAGUAUCAUCUUCUCGGUCCCUCCCUCACGAAACCUGGUCAGGAUGAUGUGGACCAGACGAAAGUUUCGGAAAUCAUCUAUGAAGCGUCCAAAGGCAGCAAAUUCUUUGUUCAAGAGGAGCAGAAGGACAAGAACUUGACCAUCAAGAUCAACCGUAUCCUCGCGAAGAAACGCCAGCUCGACCAACUUGACCUAAGCCACGACUUGCGCAAGGCAGACGAAUACGUACAGAAGCUCGAACUCAGUCGCGAUCUCACCCAGACCAUCGUCCAUGUCGAUUGUGAUGCUUUUUACGCCGCUGUCGAGGAGCUUGACCGCCCUGACCUGAAAGAUGUGCCGUUCGCUGUCGGAAAAGGCGUCUUGACAACUUGUAACUACCAUGCGAGAAAGCACGGCUGUCGCAGUGGUAUGGCUGGUUACAUCGCCGACAAGCUGUGUCCACAACUCAUCCAUAUUUCGCCAAACUUUGAAAAGUACUCGGCCAAAGCAAAAGAGAUUCGUGCUGUUUUGGUCAAAUACGACGCUCGAUUCGAGGCCGCAAGUGUUGACGAGGCAUACCUCAACAUAACUCGCUACUGCGAAGAACACAACAUGAGUCCUGAAGAUGUCGUACAACAGCUGCGUGCAGAAGUACAUCAAGAGUGUCUGAUCACCGUCUCGGCUGGCAUCGCGGCGAACGCGAAACUUGCGAAGAUUUGUUCGAACAAGAAUAAACCCAACGGCCAAUUUACAUUACCUUCAGAUCGUGCCAGUAUCAUGUCAUUCAUGAAAGACUUGCCCACACGUAAAGUGAACGGCAUUGGCAGAGUUUUUGAACGUGAGCUCGACGCUAUAGGUAUCAAAACAUGCGGCGACAUAUUUGCGCUGCGUGCCUACAUGUCCAAACUCUUCGGCGAGAAAGCUUUUCAAUUUCUUAUGGGCGUCUAUCUUGGACUCGGCAGAACGAAUGUUCAGCCGGCUGAGGAGUACGAGCGCAAGAGUGUUGGUACGGAAAGCACAUUCAAAGAGAUGUCAGAUCCUCAACAACUUCGAGACAUGCUCCGACACGUUGCGGAGGAGCUUGAAAAAGACUGCGAAAGGACCCAGUUCAAGGGCAGAACCCUGGUGCUCAAAGUGAAGUUGCACACUUACGAGAUUCUAACUCGCCAGGUUGCCCCACCAAAAGCUGUACACCAAGCGGAUGACCUCUACAAGUUCGCCUUGCCUAUGCUCGUAAAGCUGGAAAAGGAUAUACCUAAAUUUACUUUGCGCCUUAUGGGGUUGAGGCUCACAUCGCUGGUCAGUAUGAAGAAAAGUAACAUCGACACUUUCUUUGCACCAAAACCGCAAUCUGCAGCAAGAAAGCCAUUCACUCCUGCCGCUGAAGGCGAAUGGGAGCAAUGGCCUGACUCAGAAUUCGAAGAAGCCGCUCGCCAAGAGAAGCAAGAUGACUUGGAUACCCUGGAAAAAUUGAGUCAGGAGUACAUCGAGGAGUACAAUAAUACUCCGAAACCAUCAGCAGCCAGGCACACAGGUACAAUAAUAGAAAGUGUGCCUGCAGCUACUUCUGAGGAUACNAGAAAAGAAGAAAGAGACGAGAAAGAAGAAACAUGGAGCUGCCCUAUUUGUAGUCAGCCACAACCUGCUGACGCUGUGAUGUUCAACCAGCAUAUUGAUGGAUGCUUGUCAAAGCAGACAAUCAAAGAAAUUGUCCGCGAGAAUGCGUCGCCGUCUCAUUCACCGCAGGAGAAAGCUCCUACGCCUGGGCAGGGCAAGAAGAGAGGUCGACCAAAGGCACCGGACCCUCAGCCGAAGCGGCCCAAAAGCGCCUUCUUCUCUCGAUGA